AUGAACAAGCUAGUUAAAUAUGGAUCUCUCUUUAUCUUGUUUAUGUGAGUUGGAAUUAUUUUCCUAUUUUUUGCUAGUCUAAACCAAAACAGCUUCAAGUUUAUUGUGCAAGAAAUUAAUUUUUAUCAAGAAAAUCCUGUGCCUAAAAUAUCUCUGUAUGAUGAUGAAAAAAUCAUUAAAAAUCUUGAUUUGGCAUGCAAACCUGAGUCAUUUGGAUACACUGAAAAAGAAACAGCUUUUAUAUUUCCAGAUAAAAAAUAUCCAAAAUGUUAUAGAAAUGAUACAGAUAUUAUGAUUGAUAUGAAUUUUGAUACAAAUUUGUUUACUAUGAAUUGUAGUGGAAAGUUUGUUCUUGGCACAUUUGAAGGUGGGGAAAGUUUACAAGAGCAAGUGUUUUCUAAUUUAGUUCAGGCUUAUUCUGAGCCAGUUUCACUAAAAUCAGAAGAAUGGGCAUUUGCGUCGUGUGAAAAUUUUAUUUUGGAUAAUUAUGAGCAUGUUAUAUACAAACUGAGAAAAAAUCAAAAAUCAUUAGAAAGAGCCAAAAACAGCUUAAAAGGAAAACCAAUAAAUAUCAUAAUGCUUGUAGUAGACUCUUUAUCAAGGAGAAAUUUUUUCAGAAAAUUACCAAAUACAGUUAAUUUUUUAAACAAAAAUUUAUCAAGUGAUUUUUCUAUUUUUGACUAUAAACUCCAUCAUAUUUUAGGCCAAAACUCAGAUACACAUUAUAUGCCGACGUUUUUUGGGGACAUUUUUUAUCAAUUUCAAUCGAAAAUGGCAAAGGAAGAUCCAUAUUAUGAUGAUUCUUUAUGAAAAUAUUUACAUGAAAGAGGAUUUGUAACGCUAUUUGGAAUGGACUAUUGUGGAGAUAUAUUAGCUAGUUUUUUAGGAAAAAAACCAAAAUUUGACCAUAUUAUGGGGAAGUUUUGGUGUGCGGCUAAUCAAAUGUAUGGCUAUUCCCAGAGUGCUACAAAAGAAAGGUGUAUUGGUAAUAAAAAUGCGCAUGAAUAUUUAUUGGACUAUUUUUUGCAGUUUUCUGAGGCUUAUAAAGAAGUUUCAAGGUUUUCUUAUAUACAUUUAAGCACUGCACAUGAAAGUACAGGGACUGUGAUUUCGACGCUUGAUGACGAUUUAGUAGGAUUUUUAAGAAAAUUUUUGGGUUUUAAAGAAGACUCUGUUUUGUUUUUAAUGGGAGAUCAUGGCAUGCGAUAUGGAAAUUGGCAUAAAACAAAAAAUGGAGCCCAAGAGCAUAAGCUUCCUUUGUUCCUUAUAAUUCCUUCUAAUUCUGUUUUAGCUCAAAUCCCUGAAAGCUCUUCUAUUUUGAAGCAGAAUUCGAAUAGACUUAUAAGCAAGUUUGAUUUCCAUACAACUUUAUUAAAUUUGGGAAAUUUUCCUAAUGAGGAUAAAGAGGAAAUUAAAUUGAAAACUUCUAAAAGAUAUAGAACUUAUAACUUAUUUUCUGAUAUAAUUCCAACUGAUAGGAAAUGCGAAGACAUUGGGAUCUCAAAUCAUUGGUGUGGAUGCCCUCAUUAUGAAGCCAUUCCUACAGACAACACAAUGGUUAAAAGCCUUACAAUGCUAAUCAUCAGGAACUUGAACCUUGAAAACUUAUUUAAAAAAUCAUAUAAAAUCUGCAAAGAAAUGAGCAUUAAAGAUAUUAUUUAUAUAGGCAAAAUAGAAGCUAAAGAUUACUAUAGCUUAAAAGUAAUAUUCACUAUAAAAGAAAGUGAGACUGCAAUUUUUGAAAUUUUAUUAGAGCUUUCAUAUACUUUUUAUGAUAAAUAGAAUAAGGCCAGGCUAUAAUUAUUAAUUGCCUUAAUUUAUUAUAAAAAAAAUACCAAGAGUUACCAAAAAGAGAAAAUGAAUUUUUUGAGUCAAAAAAUGCAAAGUAUGAAAAUUUCAAGUUUUAUAAAAUAAAAUACAUCCAAAGGCUAGAUGAUUAUAUAGAUGGAUGCGCUGAGCUGGUUUUGCUGAGAGGUUUGGAUCCGCUCUACUGCAUUUGUGAAAAUGAUUAA
Blepharisma stoltei is the source of this 2012-nucleotide messenger RNA. NCBI's taxonomy places the organism in Eukaryota, Ciliophora, Heterotrichea, Heterotrichida, Blepharismidae. The record is from the annotation of a GenBank genome assembly.